AUGCCUGAGCUUAAUAUAAUUGAGAAACUUUCUGUAGACAGCAAAAGAAUUAAGUAUAUGAACAACUAAAUACAAAAAUCAAUUUAAUUGUAGCAAAGUAAUGAUGAAAAAAAAAUGAUUUAAUAAAGUAUUGACUCAAAGCAGGACUAAAUAUAGAAGAUGAAGUCAUAUUUAGAGAAAGUUCGGGAGCUUAAUAGGAAAUUAGACGCAAAUAAGCCAAAACCUGAGGAGCUAUAUUAGAUGAGAAGGAAUGAAACUAGACUACUGUUCUUUUUAAACAGUCUAAGAUUGUUUGAGGAUUAUAUCGAGGAGAAAGAUUUAAUAAUUAAAGAUUAGGAAGAUUCUGCGAUCCAGGAUUUAGGCUAGACUGAUAUAAGUGACAUGAAUGAUAUAUUAGAGUUCAAUUAACUUAAAUAAUACAGGACAUUUCUAAACGAUGCAGAAGAUUAUAUGCCAAACUAAAUUGGUAAUUCUCCUAAGGAAAGAAGGAAUACGAGAACUGGUAUUAACUAAAAUGAAAAAAGAAAAACUACUCUCAUAAAAUUUCCGACAUUCUAUUUGAAAAAGGUAAAUGUAAAAAGGACAAAGAACUUCAACGAAUCAAACUAAAGGGAUAUUGAAGCAGCAGUUUUCUCUGAUAUUCAUGUCCUAAAUCUUUGGAAAGAGUUUAAAGAGUAGAUAGUUACUGAAGAUUCAGUAAUAAAACACUAUGAUGUCUCUAUGAUGAGACUUUAUUCCAAUACUCUUAAGUACAAGAAUUUGAAUACAGUCUUGGAUGAAAAACAUCAAAUAAAAGAUAUUCUUUAAAGUAAACUCUAAAAGAUAAGGAAUUUGAUUCCUUCAUUUAGUAUUUUGAUGGGAAAGCUAAAUUUCUCCCGGUUAAAAAAGACUAAGAUGAGCCUAAGAUGUCUUUUCUAAAUGAUAGAUCCUCGAGUAUUCCAUCUCCAAGGAGCUCUAAUAAAUGUAAUGAAAUACCUUGAAAAGAAAACUUAGGACCUAGCUAGAACAAAAAAGAUGUCAUUCAUGGAAUAGAAAUAAGAAUAAGAGUUCCUAGAAGUUAACUUCAAUCCGAAUUAAAGACCAUCUAUUAAGAAAUCUACUACUCAGUUAAACAUUAGUGCAGCUAAAAUGAGAUAAAAUCAGGAAAAUUUAAAGAAAAUUAAAAAAUAACUUGAAAAUUUUUAAUACAUUAGCAGGGAAACACUUACCUAAAGAGUUCAGCAGUCAUAGUAGGAUGAUGACUAGUUGAGGGAUUGCUAGAGAGAGGAGAUGGGACAUCUAGACUCAUAAAGAAGUUUUGUAAAAGAUAACUUGAUGCAUCGAAUGAAACACAUAGGACACAAAAAAAUUUCUUAAAGCUAAGAAAAUAUUAAUAAGCUUAGCAAUUUUUAAAGAGCCACUUCAGUGCUAUAUAAGACUAUUUUGUCAAAUGAAAGCAAUAAUUCUAAAAAUGACCUCUCAUAAAUUGUAGAUAGGUGUAAGUUGACCUAAUUAUCUUAAUACUUUUCAGUAAGCAAAAAGAAAGAGACUUCUUAUUUAAAAUCGCCUGAUUAGCCAAAUACUUCAAAAUUAGUCUAAAAUUAAUAUAAAAGUGAGCAAAGAAGAGCAAUGACUCCUCAUAUGAAUUCAAAUAGUAGAAAUUCAAAUGAUAAACUAAUCACUCUUCAAACUAUUUGCGAUUAAUAAAAAUAGUAAAGCUUUAACCAAAUUUCUUAGAAAACAUAGAAGCCUAAUAUUUUAUAUCAAAUUCCAACUAAAGAUUUGCUUAAUUGUAUUGCUUCAACUAGAAAUACAAAGUUUUUGAAUCAGAAUAUCUUCAAUAAUAGUGGAGAUAGUAAAAAAUAAGCAAAGAGUGAUAGAGAACUUAACAAAGCAAAAUAGAUGACAUAACUAGACAUAAUUAAAGAAAUCUUAUCAAGGGAAGAUAUAUUGAAAUCCAAAAGAGAUAAAUCAGUGGGUAAGCUAAAAGAAAUCUAUGGAAAGAAAAAUAGAAUGCAGAUGACCCUUUUAAAUUGA
This is a messenger RNA of Stylonychia lemnae, 2016 nucleotides long. Lineage: Eukaryota; Ciliophora; Spirotrichea; Sporadotrichida; Oxytrichidae. The record is from the annotation of a GenBank genome assembly.